Molecule: messenger RNA, 570 nt
Organism: Porites lobata
Lineage: Eukaryota; Metazoa; Cnidaria; Anthozoa; Scleractinia; Poritidae
Source: the annotation of a GenBank genome assembly
AUGCACACCCCUACAAAUUAUCUUUUAGCUAGCAUGGCCGUUAGUGAUGUCUUCACCAUAAUGAUGAUUGCUGCUCACAGGUUUGUCUUCAGUCAACAUAUACUUGAUGAAAAAUUCGGGAACUUGGUUUGCAAGGCAGCGGUCCUCAUUACAGCGUUCGCAAUAGUUUCUUCCAUUACUCUUACUGUGCUAGCCGUAGAAAGAUACAACGCUUUGCUCAAGCCUUUAAGAACGGGAUUACGCUUAAAUAAAGACAAUGUUAAAAAGGCCAUCGCUCUAAUUUGGGUGACAAGUGUUCUCGUAUCCUUCCCGUCUGUCUUCUUUCAAGAAUUCGAACCCGUUCGCUCCGUAUGUGUUGGUCCACGGGAUUCAAAUAUUGAUCUAGCGUUGAAGAUAUACUUGAUUUUACAUACCGCCAUGUUAUUAAUACAAUCGGUGGUCAUGGUAUUUUGCUAUGGUUCCUUGAUCAGAGGUCUCUACUUUACCAACACACAGUUCGCCCAGAAACUGAAACCACCGAUGGCGAGAGAAGCUCGGAGAAGAAGAAACUUGUUAUCACAUUCCUUCUAG